CACAUACUUUCAGCACUCUCCACUGACUUGUCUGCCACGCAGACUCUCUCCCACUCUUCGUCUUCUUUCUCUUUUACUUCACGACAAGCUCGAUUUUUGCGCAAUCCAUCACCAUGUCUGAGGAGCAUGAUGUUACCUUCGAGUCCGCCGACGCCGGCGCGUCUCUCACCUACCCCAUGCAGUGCUCUGCUCUGCGCAAGAACGGCUUCGUCGUGAUCAAGGGUCGCCCGUGCAAGAUCGUCGACAUGUCCACCUCCAAGACCGGCAAGCACGGUCACGCCAAGGUCCACCUUGUCGCCCUUGACAUCUUCACUGGCAAGAAGUACGAAGAUCUCUCCCCCUCCACCCACAACAUGGAUGUCCCCAACGUCACCCGUCGUGAGUACCAGCUGCUCGACAUCUCUGACGAUGGUUUCCUCUCCCUCAUGAACGACGACGGUGACACCAAGGAUGAUGUCCGCAUGCCCGAUGGCGAGAUUGGUGAGAAGAUCAACAAGCUUUUCAAGGUUGACGAGAAGGAUACCAACGUGGUUGUCCUUACCUCCAUGGGUGAAGAGGCCGCCAUUGAGGCCAAGGAGGCUCCCAAGCAGGGUUAAAUUAAAUCCUAACUCCCUCACCAAAUGAGCACUACGAAGAUUUAGGAUUUGUUUAUAGCCCCUCGUCACCUCUUUUCCUCCCCACCUCCAGGCGUUUAUUACGGCCGUCGUAACAUCGAAUAUCCUUGGGUUGAUGUAUGGGUCGUUGCGUUCGAAGGUUGAUGGAUGGGAUUUUUUCUGCUAGUUACAAUGCUCGGCAACUCAAACGCCCUUUCUGAGGGCCAUUACAUUUUCCUUUGUACGCUCCACGAGUCAUCGCCAAAGUUACCCAGACAGAUAUGUGUGCGUAGCUGGCCGUCAUGAUGAAAAAUGAAAAAGAAAAAAUGAACGUGC
Messenger RNA from Trichoderma virens Gv29-8, 929 nucleotides. RefSeq lists its product as uncharacterized. Gene Ontology annotation, molecular function: ribosome binding; translation elongation factor activity; RNA binding. The transcript is spliced from 4 exons. The record is from RefSeq and is a predicted model, not a curated record. The coding region runs from base 114 to 596 and encodes 160 amino acids. Gene Ontology annotation, biological process: positive regulation of translational elongation; positive regulation of translational termination. NCBI's taxonomy places the organism in Eukaryota, Fungi, Ascomycota, Sordariomycetes, Hypocreales, Hypocreaceae.